This is a messenger RNA of Solea senegalensis (Senegalese sole), 1039 nucleotides long. RefSeq names its product catechol O-methyltransferase domain-containing protein 1-like. NCBI's taxonomy places the organism in Eukaryota, Metazoa, Chordata, Actinopteri, Pleuronectiformes, Soleidae. Bases 1 to 756 code for a protein of 251 amino acids. Gene Ontology annotation, molecular function: S-adenosylmethionine-dependent methyltransferase activity; O-methyltransferase activity. The transcript is spliced from 8 exons. The record is from RefSeq and is a predicted model, not a curated record.
AUGUGCUUCAAAGGCUUUGCUGGAAUCCAUUACACUGGGGGUUGUUUUUGUCACCGGAGAGUCUUAGGGAAAAGGAAUUAUUUCACAAUGAUCUCCCAAAGUCACUAUGAGGAAAAGGACAACCCUUUACUGCAGUAUGUUCUCAAUCACUCCUUGAGGGAGCAACCGGUCCUGAAGAAACUCAGACUGAGGACAAUGGAAAACUCCAUGAGCUUCAUGAUGGUCCCCUGUGAGCAGUCCCAGUUCAUGGCUAAUCUGGCAAAACUAAUACAAGCCAAGAAAGCAUUAGAAAUUGGAGUAUUCACAGGUUACAACACACUGAGCAUGGCACUGGCUUUGCCAGACGAUGGAGUUUUGGUGGCAUGCGAUAUCAGUGAAGAAUACACCAGCAUUGGAAAACCCUUCUGGAAAGAGGCUGGGAUUGAGAACAAAAUUGAUCUACGUAUACAGCCAGCAUUGAAAACACUAGAUGACCUCCUUGCUGCUGACCAGGCAGGGACAUAUGACUUUGCCUUCAUUGAUGCAGAUAAAGUUAACUAUGAGGGUUACUAUGAAAAAUCCCAGCAGUUGUUAAGGAAAGGAGGCAUCAUUGCAAUUGACAAUGUGCUAUGGUAUGGAAAGGUUCUCAGUCCGACCCCUGAUGACGAGGACACUGUGGCCAUCGACAAACUGAACAAGAAGUUGGUCAGCGAUAAACGCAUCCUGCUCAGCAUGCUCACAGUGGGAGACGGGCUCACAAUUGCUAUCAAAUUAUAGAGCAAGCACUCGUAAAAAGUGUUUAACUCAGUCACAUGGUCUUUAAUUCCACAGAUAAUCCUGCUAUUGUCCUUUCUAUGCUGAUACACUAGUGAUAUAACAUGUCAAAGUAGAGCUUGUAAUGUAUACGAAUACCCUGAAAGUUUGCGACCAUUUCAAAAAUGGCAUAAAAUGAAGACAACAAUUUUCUCCAAAUGACUUUACAACUACUUCCAAGAAGGCAUGUGAGCUUCAUUUACAUGACAACACUGCCCCCCUCUGUGUGAACACAUGUAUUACACAA